CCUGAAAGAUGCUCCGAGAAAACAUGCUAGCUUUUCGUUUAGCGGACGCGUUUUGUAAAUAAAAGUGCAGUUGUACUGAGUGUUGUGUUUGCUUUACAAGAAGUUUAGUUAUACAAGUUAUAUACACCUGCCACUUUUUAAAUGUUAAGUAACUACCUUCAACGCAAGGGAGCCUACUAUCGGUCCAGCACUAUGCGUGGUGAUUCAGUGGACUGCGUAGUGAAAUCCCCAGUGGCUCUACAGCUGGGUGAUGUGGUGUCCGAUUCAGUCCGUCCCGGUGUUUAUAUCACAGACGUCGUACUUUCAACGCCAGUCAGUAUUCAGGAAAUCUCCUUCAAGAAUUACUACACAGCCUAUUUGACGGUGCGAGUGUUGAAGAAUGAGGAAGGGAGUGACGAGAGUCCCGCUCAGUGGUUCACCUGUAUGAGAAACUAUCGCCUAAUGUCCAGUCCACACACUGAAGGAGGAUCACAGGACUACUUUUCCAUCUACAGACAACAGAUGCUGACGGAGCCAGAUAACGUUAUUAACGUGCGGCUCAUACUGAGACAGCCUUCUUCAGUCUGGCUGAAUUUCAACAUAGAAGACAUCAAAAUAUUCUCAUUGGCAGAUGAAGAAUCAGAGGGAGACGUUCCUUCCUGGUUAUCUGCCAUCACACCCGCUGAAGAGCCUCUUGAUUUGAAUGGGCUUCCUGAUCCAGACAGUGUGUCAUCCAGUAUUCAGCACAUGUGGGCUCUCACUGAGAUCAUGCAGUCAAGCCAGACCUCCGCUUCCAUCGGCCGCUUUGACGUAGAUGGCUGCUAUGACGUCAACCUGCUUUCAUACACUUAACAGGAAGUGACCAACAGUUCAACCGGAAUUAUGUAUACCCAGGCUUUGCUUAUAUCAAACUAGGCAAUGGUAUUCAAGCAUAGCUGUCUCUCAAUUGGCACUGUACACUAUGUACUUCAUAGUGUUGUGCCUAAUUAUUAACAUCUCAAAUCGAACACUUCUACCAUUUAGCACUAAACACAAAUACCAUGCUGAUUUUCAUGUCAAUGAAGCAAGUCUGAAGUCUCAGGCUCAUGUUCCUGGCUCACAGGAGUAGAACCCAUUAUAAUCUGCUUUUGCAGACACCCUCCUCAAGGUGUGUUGUACAAGGUGUUUUCCACCUGCAAAACUGUGCUCACUGGAUGUUUUUUUGUUUUUUUUACACCCCAUUCUAUGUAAUUAUUAAAGUCUUAAAACAAACACCACCAUCAAGCACUAAACAUAAACGGUAAGUUACUAUGUGGUAUUUGUAUGUCUCAAUCAGCUCCCUAGUUCAGUAUGUAGUGAAUAUAGUAAGGUAGUAAUCAGUAUAUGGUGUACAUGAGUUGGGGCACUGGUAAGGACCAUGGCUCACUACACAUUGGGACACUGAUAACUGAAUUUCUGGCAACAUGACUACAUACUCGCUUUGUCAAACGUCACCAAGAAAACCUUUGAAAUAUUUAACUUUUAUAUGUGAUUGAAAUUUGUUAGCUUAAUCACAAAUAUUUCUGUCAUAUAUCAAGCAGGAUCGUAGUGUGUAUGAUCAAACCAGUGUUGGGUAAGUUACUCAAAAAAGUAAUCCACUACAGAUGACUAAUUACUACUUUAAAAUUAAAUUCUGAUUACUGCAUGUAAAAAGUAAUCAGAUUACUAGUUACGUUAACGUUACUUUCAAAACCAAUGUAAGACAUGAUGAUAAAAAGUUGGAUUUAUAAUAAAACCUGCCUCGAGUGAUGUCACUGUUUGUAGGACUACCAGACCGAUAAAGUAUAAAACUUUUCUAACUAGGCUCGUUUGGAGUCAAGGGGAAACACAACUAAGCUAUCAUAGUAUGGGUUGCAAAGUACAUCAUCUUUCCUUAUGCUCUGCUCAUAUCAAGAAAAAAAUAUUCGGGGCAAAACGUGAUUUAUUUUAAAAAUACGUUUGACUUAAUAUUGUUUACUUGACAAUAAACUUAACGUAAUGCAUGUCACGUAAUUUUAUUGACAUCAGUAAUUGUAAUGAAAUUACAUAAAUUUAAAAUGUAACGUGUUACACCAAUCUAUGUUAAACACUUAAAAGUCAUCAGUCGUUCAAAUAAUGAUAAAAAUCACUAACAUAAUUUGAGAGUUACAACAACAAUAACAAGCUACUUACAUUUGUAGACGAAGUUGGCUGAGAGUUUUUAAAAUUUUUUUCGAGCUGAGAGGCUUCAGAAAACAUGACAUAAUUUCCAUUAAGGUAACAUAUUGAGCAUACAUGUUCCCUGGUUUUUGCAGUGCAUUGUGGGAUUUUUUAUGGAGUGAACGUUCCAGUGCACUGGAAGGAUUUUGCAAUUAAGACAGCCCUUAAAAUGUCCGACUCCCUGAUCAGUGUCCUGACUACUGAACUAGGGAGCUGGUUGAGACAUACCCCUUGUAUGUAUACUCACUAACCACUUUAAUAGGAACACCUGUACACCUGCUCAUUUCAAUCAUGUGGCAAUAGCACAAUGCAUAAAAUGUGAACCCUGUGACUAUAAUGGUGGCAUGGUUGUUGGUGCCGGAAUGGCUGGUCUGAGUAUUUCAGAAUCUGCUGAUCUCCUGGGAUUUUCACACACAACAUUCUCUAGAGUUUACACAGAUUGGUGUGAAAAACAGAAAACAUCCAAUGAACGACAGUUCUGUGGGUGGAAACACCUUGUUGAUAAGAGAGGUAAGAGGAAAAUGGCCAGAUUGAUUCAUGCUGCCAGGAAUGACAUAGUAACUCAUACAUGUAUAAUCACUCUUUACAACUGUGGUGAACAGAAAAGCAUCUCAGCAUGCACAAAACAUCGAACCUUGAGGUGGUGAGCUAUAACAGCAGAACAACACAUUGGGUUCCACUACUGUCAGGCAAGAAUCUGAGGCUAGGUAGUUGCAGAUGGUUUUUAUUGAUCAUUUUACUCGCAUGCAAUGCUUGUGUUAUUGUAACAAGUUAUUUCAUUGAUUCAUAAUUUAUUUAUUUUGAACAUCUAAAAAGAAGCACAACCUGUUAGGACACUUGCAAUAAACUAGAAAUCAGUAAAUAUUAUUAAGAUACAAAUAUAGCCAGUAUAACGAAAUAUAAAACAUAAAGAAAAUGUAAAAUCAUAUAUGUUAAUAAAUAAACAGUGUUACAAUUAUAUAAUAAAAUAAUUAAAAGC
Ictalurus furcatus (blue catfish) is the source of this 3154-nucleotide messenger RNA. It is a transcript of the gene nicn1, whose product is annotated as nicolin 1. The coding region runs from base 142 to 831 and encodes 229 amino acids. The record is from RefSeq and is a predicted model, not a curated record. Gene Ontology annotation, cellular component: nucleoplasm. The transcript is spliced from 7 exons. Lineage: Eukaryota; Metazoa; Chordata; Actinopteri; Siluriformes; Ictaluridae.